AUGACGCACGAAAUAGCUCUGCUGGGGAGCGUUGGCCUCGUGUAUGCCGUGUACUCCUACAUCCUAUUGCCCGCCUUCUUCUCACCACUGGCAUCGAUUCCCACAGCUCAUUGGUCAUGCUCCGUCUCGGGCAUCUGGAUCCUGUUGGCCAAGUGGAAUGGGGUCGAGGAAGACACCCUUCUCCAGGCCCAUUCUCGCCUUGGCGAUGUCGUCAGGGUUGCUCCAAACACCGUCAGCAUUGCCGGGCUCGACGCUAUCCGCGCCGUGUACCAAGGCACAUUUGUAAAACCGUCGCUGUACGGCGCCUUCAAUCACUAUGGGAAACGGAUGAUUUCCAACAUUUACUCAAAGUCAUACGUCCAGUCUUCAGAAACGGCUCGGGCUCAGAUUUAUUUCAUUUUGUUUCGCCGACUUCUUCCGCUGCUCGAACAAGAGGCAACCUGUGCGUCCUCAGAAGGAACCGAUGUACAGCCCAUCCUGAUGGCCAUGGCCGUCGAUGUAAUCUCGGCUUAUAUACUGGGACGUGCCAACAGUACAGACUUUCUUCAUGACAGGGAUGCUUGGGAUGAACUGCGCUGUCAACUUCUCUUAGUUCCCAAACGCUUUUUCUGGGUCAAGGAGCUUCCCGGCCUCACAAGUUUCCUUUCUAAAUUCGGCACAACGCUAUACCCCAAGGCGGCGGAUGAAGCUUUGGGCCGUGUACGCCGUUGGAACAAGAAACUAUGUGACAAGGCACAUGCCUCGCUGUCGACUGAGCCCUUGGGGCCCAAUCACCCAGCGGAUGAAGCAGUUGUACUCAAGGCAUAUCGUAUUGGCCUCGAGAAAGCUGCCAAUGAAGAAGAGUCAAAUCUCUUUGCUACAUCGGCCGGCCAGCGAGAAUCAAUCACAGCCAGCGAGAUCAUGGACCAAAUAGUGGCCGGGCAUAGCCUCAUGACCAAGGCUCUCGUAAGCCUGGUGCGGUGUUUGUCCCAGUUUUCUCAUGUUCAAGAUCAGCUGCGCCAGGAGUUACUCAAGCUGGAGCCGUCCAUGGAAAUCGGCAAGAGUUGCCAAGGUGCCCUUCCUGACGCCAAAGAGCUGGACGCUUUGCCGGUCUUGCAUGCCGUCAUCAUGGAAACUCUUCGACUCGAAUCUCCUGUGUCGAAGCCCCUGUCGCGCGAAGUGCCAUUUCCUUCCUGCCAAAUUGGCCAACACGAAAUACCAGGAGGUGUGCGCAUUGAAGCAUCGCCCUAUGUACUCCAUCAUGCGGAGAGUGCUUUCCCAGACCCAACACGCUGGGAUCAUACACGAUGGCUGGAGCCCGUGUCAAGGGACGAAUAUCGCAUCAGGACGAGUCGCCAGUUCUGGGCAUUUGGCAGCGGGGGAAGAAGGUGUGUCGCGUCACAUUUCACGGUCAAUGGGAUAUACACGAACUUCAAGACCCAGCUGGCGGAUGAACACCACGACGGACGACCUGUACAGCCACCUACGAAUGCACCGAAUGGACUCUACUUGCGGUUUACCUCUCUCUGA
This is a messenger RNA of Metarhizium album ARSEF 1941, 1509 nucleotides long. RefSeq names its product Cytochrome P450. NCBI's taxonomy places the organism in Eukaryota, Fungi, Ascomycota, Sordariomycetes, Hypocreales, Clavicipitaceae. The transcript is spliced from 3 exons. The coding region runs from base 1 to 1509 and encodes 502 amino acids. Gene Ontology annotation, molecular function: heme binding; oxidoreductase activity, acting on paired donors, with incorporation or reduction of molecular oxygen; iron ion binding. The record is from RefSeq and is a predicted model, not a curated record.